Dermacentor albipictus is the source of this 1627-nucleotide messenger RNA. RefSeq names its product scoloptoxin SSD976-like. Lineage: Eukaryota; Metazoa; Arthropoda; Arachnida; Ixodida; Ixodidae. The record is from RefSeq and is a predicted model, not a curated record. Gene Ontology annotation, cellular component: extracellular region.
GCCGGGAGGAGCACAAGAAGCAGCGCCCCUCCCACAUCGCUUGCCUGCCGCCGAACAGGGAGUGCACCAUCGAUGCUCGAGGAGUCAGCCCGACUGAGCGGGAACUCAUACUCAAGACGCACAACGACUACAGGAGCAUGGUAGCCAUGGGCAAAAUUAAGCCCUUUCCAGAAGCCAAGAAUAUGCAGCAGCUGCACUGGGAUGAAGAGCUGGCUUCCGUGGCACAGGCGAAGGCCGACCAGUGCACCCCUGAUAGCGGAAAACUAAUGCACGACAAACCCGAAGAUCGUUUCACAACCAAGUUCAAGUCCACGGGACACAACUUAGCCUUUCGCGCCACCAGCGCCCGUUUCAAUACCACUAACUGGCCCGGUCAGAUCAAGGCGUGGUUCGACGAGUACACCCACUAUCCGCCGCACAGCAUCGAUCACUUCUCGCCUCCCAGCGGAGAGCCGACCGGACAUUUUACGCAGGUUGCAUGGGCAACGACGCGUUACGAGGGCUGCGGCUUCGUGGACUACAUCGUCGAAGGCUACUCGAGGUUGCCAUAUAUGCAACUAUACGUAUGCAACUACGCCAGCGCAGGCAAUGUUUUGUCGCGGCCCGUGUACGAUCCCGGUGAAGUGUGCUCCGCCUGCCCAGAAGGCACCACAUGCGUCAAAGACACCGGGCUGUGCAUGACUGCUGAAGCAGGUGGCCAUUCUUACACGCAACCGGACUCCAACCGACCGGAAGCGAGUAAACACCGUGGCGACGGACAUGUUCAAGGUUCUACGUCAACUCGAAACAGCCCUGCGCCUGCAAAAAUUCAGCCUUUGCGACAUGCAGCCAUAGUGUGCGUGAUUGCUCCGGUAUACGGUAUGCUGAUGGUCUGGUGGCCGUCUCUCAUGUAGAUGGGGUGCUAAGCCGGGAAUUAUCACCCACGCCUUUCCUUCAUCUUUUUCCCCCUUCCACUGCUGUUGCUUUCUGUUAAUUUGAGUGAAUAACUUGCACUAGCCGCCGUUAUAUUACCAAAUAUGCCUAGAAACGAUAACUAUACGGGCAUCAUUCUCCUUUGAACAGGGUGCCCGUUCUGGGACGUCCGCGUCGAGUUAUAACCUGUCGAUCGUAUAGACCUCUCCGGUAGCGUAACUACACACGCCGUUACUUCUUUUCCUCGCAAAAUAAACGCACACCUUGGUUUCGAACAACGUGUAGCGCCUUCAUUUCUGAAUGCGAGAAAACUUUGCUUUUAAACCACACAGACAUGGAAAUACGAAUUAAAAAACGAGUUCAAUUGAAUCACUACGAGUGAAAUGCACAAUUAAUGACAAGUGUAAUGGUUAAAAAGGUUGGAGGACUUGUUUUAAUCAACGCGAAUUUCAUAGUGUUCUAUGCUUCGGAACCGUGCAGCUCGCCACGACACCUCAGCAUUGUGAAUAACAUGUGAAAUCAUGUUACUUUUUUUCGUCGCUAUCACAUGGAUCUCUACUAAGAGUCACCUAGCCCACCAUGUGGCUUAGACGAUCUGACGUCUCAGGGGGACAAUGAACUCAGCCACGUGCGUUUUAUGUGCACGAAGUGAAUGCUAGUUCGGUCCCUAUCCUGGAAGCGAGGUAGAGCGCCACACAACGGGAACGCAUUCAAU